Messenger RNA from Clarias gariepinus (North African catfish), 1858 nucleotides. RefSeq names its product synaptojanin 2 binding protein (gene synj2bp). Bases 272 to 730 code for a protein of 152 amino acids. Gene Ontology annotation, molecular function: protein binding. Lineage: Eukaryota; Metazoa; Chordata; Actinopteri; Siluriformes; Clariidae. Gene Ontology annotation, biological process: signal transduction. The transcript has 4 exons. Gene Ontology annotation, cellular component: cytoplasm. The record is from RefSeq and is a predicted model, not a curated record.
AUAGAAUAGAAUUCUAUAUAUUUUCUAUAGAAUUUAUUUAAUAGAAUAGUUCUUCUACGUGUAUAGACUGUACAUAAUGCGGUACCGGGUUCAGAGAAUCACUUCCGGUUCUGUGCCGCGUCACUGGGCUGUCAUGCCGCUCCGAGCCUGUAGGUGUCAGUAGCGCGCUGUGAGUGAGUGAGCGCGGCGCUGUAGCGGCACUUUCACCUUCAGCAGUAUAAACCUGCGGCGAGCUCCAGCGUCUCGAGCCCGAACAGAGCGCGAGUGAAGGAUGGACGGACCCCCAGAGACCCCUCCCUCCACUCAGGAGAUCCAGCUGAGGAGAGGACCGGCCGGUCUGGGCUUUAACAUUGUGGGCGGAGUGGAUCACCAGUAUCUGACAAAUGAUGUCGGGAUUUAUGUGGCCAAGAUCAAAGAGAACGGAGCGGCGGCUCUCGACGGCCGACUGCAGGAGGGAGACAGGAUCAUAGCGAUAAAUGGGCAAAAGCUGGAGAAUCUGUCUCACAGUGCAGCGGUGGAGUUAUUUCGUUCAGCAGGAGAGGAGGUCACACUGCACAUCGAGCCAAGGCCCCCUCACAGUGCUAAUGGUCCUCUGGGUUCGCGUCCUGAUGGAGACUCGCCCUCGCCCAUGUCUCUGGUGCUGCUCGGCGCGGUGCUGGCGGCGGUGGCCAUCACGGCGUUCAUCGUUUACAGGCGCCCCGGAAGCUUCCGCAGACACACCUUCUUUUAAUGCCCCGCCCACCAUGGACUUCCUCUGUCCUCUCGCUGGGGACCAAAACACACAGCAGGGAAGAAGCUCAGAGAUGUUGGCGCUCGGCCUCCACUCAGCUUUAUAUUAAUCAGAAUCAUGUUAAUCAACAACAUGCUAAUCACAGGAACUGUUUAGCCACACACACACACACACACACACACACACACACAGGAUUAAAAAUUAAACAAAAUCUGUCACUAAGUGCUGGAUAAACAAUACACAUCACAUAGAUAUCGUUAUGACUGAAAUCUAACUGCCCGCGCGCGCGCGCACACACACACACACACACACACACACACAGGAUUAAAAAUUAAACAAAAUCUGUCACUAAGUGCUGGAUAAACAAUACACAUCACAUAGAUAUCUUUAUGACUGAAAUCUAACCGCGCGCGCGCACACACACACACACACACACACACACACACAGGAUUAAAAAUUAAACAAAAUCUGUCACUAAGUGCUGGAUAAACAAUACACAUCACAUAGAUAUCUUUAUGACUGAAAUCUAACCGCCCGCGCGCGCGCGCGCACACACACACAAUGGUGACGGUGUUGAAGUGUAAAUACUUGUGUAUAUUAAUGAUAUUUUCUGCUGGAUGUGUAUGAAUGCUCGCUUCGGAUCGACAAGAUGGGCGGAGCUUUAAUAGACGCCCAGAUGUAGUUGAUCGACAGGCAUGUCUGUGUCAAGGGGUGGAGCUUAGGUUCAACUCAGUCAGCCAAUUAUCUGUGCCAUUUAUUUUUAGUUUAAUUGUGAUAAAUCCUCUGUCUGUAAGUUUUAUUAUCCUAAUCUUUUCUCCUUCUUUUGCACUGGCUGUACCCAGUACAAACUUUGGCUAACUCCUUCGCUAAUGUUAGCAGCUGAGCUCUGAUGAUGUGUAGGUUUGAUUGGCUGACUGUCUGCAGCUCCGCCCCCAUCAGGGUAUGGCUUAAGCUAAGGUUGAGGUAGGGGGUCAGAUCUAACAGAACGGUUCAACCAAAUAAUGCUAAUUCUUCAACAAGGUGUGUGUGUGUGUGUGUAUGCGUCUUUCUUUACCAAACUCCUCUGUUUGUAAGACUCUGUGCUGCCCCCUGCAGAUUGUUUGUGAAUAGAAUUAUAUACACACUCCA